Molecule: messenger RNA, 2604 nt
Organism: Elephantulus edwardii (Cape elephant shrew)
Lineage: Eukaryota; Metazoa; Chordata; Mammalia; Macroscelidea; Macroscelididae
Product: KIAA1875 ortholog
Exons: 15
Coding region: 1-2604 (867 amino acids)
Source: RefSeq, a predicted model, not a curated record
AUGCUAUCUUCCACUCAUCAUCAAAAGGCCAAGUUUCAGCAGUCAGUGCUGCAGGAGGUAGAGUGCUUCCUGUCCAUCCGUCCCCUCUACCAAGACUUGGAAGCCUUGGCUGCCCGGGACCAAGAUCUUCAGAGACUAAGGUUGGGGCAUGUGGUCCCUGUAGUCCGGGCCAUGCCAUCUUUGAAGCAGCGCCAAGAAGCUUUUGACAACUACCUGCGUCUGAUCUAUGGGCCUGGCCUGGUGGAGUUACAGUCUAAAAGGCCUUCCCAGCAGUGGAGCUACAUGACCCUCUCCACGGACUCCAGGACAUUGCCCACCGCCAGCUCCUUCCAUUGGUGGGCUGAGGACUUCAUGAAAGGGCAGCCAAUGCCCCCAGUCCUCCCCCCAAAGGACCUGGGCACACUGUGCCAGCGCCUGCUUCGUCCUCCCCGGGUCCCCUUACCCCUUGUCCCAGCCUCCAGGGAGGUUCACAGCCAGGCAUCACAGCUGUUGGCCAAGUCCUCGCUGAGCUGCAGUCUGGGACUCAGCCUAGACCUGCAGCUGCAGUCAGAUCACUUCUGGAAGGGGGCACAGGUGUUCUUGGAAACCCUGCCCUCUGACCUGCCAAAAAAGAUCCUGAGAAGGAGACACCCCAAAGAGCUUCACAGCAGCCCCCAGGGCUUCUUCCCUGCUGCCAUCCAGACCCCAAACCAGAAGCUGAGGCUGCAGCCCAUCCUUUCCUCGAGCUUCAUCCCCAACUCGGUCGUGCUGCAGCACCUGUGGCAGCAGGAGGAGAUGGGGGGCCUUGGAACCCUUGUCCACCUCUCCCCAGAUGACAGGCACAAGCCCAGAGCCAGCUGGGACAACCUGCGGCUGAGCCAGACCACCAGAAGGCGUUCCUCCAGGUGGCAGCACAGGCUGCUCCACCUGCUGGAAGAGAAGCUGGAGGUGGAGGAUGAGGAAGAGGAGGUUGAGGAAGAAGACAAGGAAGAGGAGGGAGAAGAUUGGAUCCAGGUCCAGACCUUCCACAGCUGGCAAAUGUCAGGCUCCAAAGAGUCGUUGCAGGGAUCAGAGUCAGAGGCUAAGAGCAUACCGCCUCCUGGACCCCACACCUCCCACUUCUCCACGCGUCACCGCCUCCGCCACCGGAGCUCGCCUUGGGAGAAGCGCCUGGCUCACCUGCCCGGUUUCCUGCAGUACUUCGUCAGCCAGAACUGGUUCAAAAAGCUCUUCCCCACUUUCACCCUGGAGGCUUACCCUGAGAUGAGCACAGUGGAGGGCCUGGCCUCUCUACUCAUGGACCUGCUGGAGGGGGCUUCGUGGGAUGAAGGUGUCCACAUCCUGGCAGCUCUGCUGAGACUGCUGCCGGAAGUGAGCGGUGACCUGUGUCGGCAUCUGCAGGGCAUCCUGGUGCACUUGCUCAACCUGGACCAGCCUCCCAGCCUCCAGGACCGGACGCAGAAGCAGUUUGUGAUGCUGGCCUUGCAGCUGCUCCUGGCCUGCACCCUGGAGUCUCGAGACGUGGUACUGGAGCUCCUGUCCUACUUCCUCUACUCACCUGCCGAAUGCCAGGCUGAACUCAGGAAGCUGCUGUAUGCCUUAGGCCUCCAGGACCCACAGGGCAUCUUGUUCAAGGAGAUGAAGACCUGGGUCCCAGGCAGCCAAAUGGACUCCAAAGCCUGGCUGCGCAAUUGCUGCCACCAGAAGCUAGAGGAUAUGGUCCAGAACUUGCAGGUCGAGACUGGCCGGACCUGGAAUCUCACAGAUGUUCUCAGACUGCCUGAAGAGGAGCCUCAGGCUUGGAGGCAGGACAGCACCUUAAAGAGCACCCUGUCGAGGGCAGGACAGCCUCUUCCUUGGGCUGUGACACCACCAGAGGACACCAUAGAGGCACGUCUUGGCUCAGCUGCCUCCUCCGCCGAUGGAAGGCUCGAGUCUGUUCGUGAUGAUAAUAGGGCUCUUGGAAAAGUCCCUCCCCAAGUAGAGCUGGGAACAGCCCCUCAGAAGUCACUGACCAAGCCAUCCCUGGUGCAGCAGAGCCGCUGGCACACCCGGCAGACUCUCUCAGAUUCACUACAAGCCUUCCACAUGGUGCCUGAGGUUUUGGCACGCUCCGUGCCUGCCAAGGCACAGGAUCUGUCAAAGAUGUUCGAGCAGAUGCACGGGGUGGGCUUGCAUGGCCUGCAGCUGCCUCUCGAGCAGACCCAGUGGUCGCAAGCACAGCUGAUGGACAUGGAGUACAUUGAUGCACUCAACCUCUUCUGUGAGCGGCAGCUAGCGCAGCAGUGGGGUCUGCGGCAGGAGGAGCCCAAGACUGAGACCAAGCACGAGUCCCCAGUCAGACAUGUACCCAACACUGUGGUGCCACAGCCCCUGGACCGCCGGUACCAUCCUGUCCCCCGCCUCCAGGAGCCCCAGGUCCAGAUCCCAAGAGGCCGGAAGCAGCCCUGGCUCUGUGCAGGUGGCCCUCUGCGUCUGCUGAAGCUCCCACUGCCCCGGGUGGAGCCACAGCCUUUCCCUCCUGACUGGCCAAUGCCAGCCCGCCCACUCCCCCCGCUGCUCCUGCAGCCCUCCCUGCAACGCUACUUUGUACCUGACAAGGCAGACCCGGACAAGUACAGCUGA